Salvia splendens (bonfire salvia) is the source of this 729-nucleotide messenger RNA. RefSeq names its product 60S ribosomal protein L24. Gene Ontology annotation, molecular function: mRNA binding; structural constituent of ribosome. The record is from RefSeq and is a predicted model, not a curated record. The transcript has 5 exons. NCBI's taxonomy places the organism in Eukaryota, Viridiplantae, Streptophyta, Magnoliopsida, Lamiales, Lamiaceae. Gene Ontology annotation, biological process: cytoplasmic translation. Gene Ontology annotation, cellular component: cytosolic large ribosomal subunit. The coding region runs from base 66 to 557 and encodes 163 amino acids.
UUAGGGUUUCUGGCAUUUACAACACCAUAAACAAAACCUCCCGCGCCGAGCAACAUUUUGCAGCCAUGGUUCUCAAGACGGAACUUUGCCGUUUUAGCGGUGCCAAGAUCUAUCCUGGAAGGGGCAUCAGGUUUAUCAGAUCGGACUCGCAGGUGUUCCUCUUUGUUAACUCGAAAUGCAAGAGGUACUUCCACAAUCGCCUGAGGCCUGCUAAGCUUUCUUGGACUGCUAUGUACAGGAAACAACAUAAAAAGGAUGCUGCUGCCGAAGCUGUGAAGAAGAGGCGCCGUACCAACAAGAAGCCCUACUCAAGGUCUAUUGUUGGUGCCACCUUAGAAGUUAUUCAGAAAAAACGAGCUGAGAAACCAGAGGUUCGUGAUGCUGCACGUGAAGCUGCUCUACGUGAAAUUAAGGAGAGAAUCAAGAAAACCAAAGAUGAGAAGAAGGCAAAGAAGGCUGAAGUUAUGUCCAAGCAAAAGACUUCCGGAAAGGCCAAUGUGGCCAAGGGAGCAGCACCCAAAGGCCCAAAGAUUGGAGGUGGUGGCGGCAAGCGUUAAAAAGAUUUUACUGCUUUAUAUGUUAUAUGCAUAACGAAUACAAAUGGUUAUAUGCCGUUGCUGUUAUGUGCUGUUUUUUGUUUCAAGCUACGAGUUAUUGUACGCCCUUAAACAUGAUCUUGUGAGGUUAUUAGACUUUUGUUUUUGUUAUAAAUAGCAUUAAUUUUCUUAA